This is a messenger RNA of Macroventuria anomochaeta, 1415 nucleotides long. RefSeq names its product P-loop containing nucleoside triphosphate hydrolase protein. Bases 98 to 976 code for a protein of 292 amino acids. The transcript has 2 exons. Gene Ontology annotation, molecular function: ATP binding; ATP hydrolysis activity. Lineage: Eukaryota; Fungi; Ascomycota; Dothideomycetes; Pleosporales; Didymellaceae. The record is from RefSeq and is a predicted model, not a curated record.
CCCACCUUUACGUUAGUUUACAAUACAAAAUGUAGCACAUCACCACGAGGUCUCAACGGCCUCCCUCGUAUUCCAUCAAACAUACUCGAAUUUUACAAUGUCGACUCAAGCCAACGGACAGAAGCUCGCGCCGUCAAUUGACGUGAAGAACCUGAGCUAUGCGUUCCCAGACGGUUCGAGCGGGUUGAAAGACGUCUUUCUGAACCUGCCGCCCGGCAGCAGGACACUUCUGAUUGGAGCCAAUGGUGCUGGUAAGACGACUCUUCUGCGCCUGCUCUCCGGCAAGCGCAUGGCUCCUGCCGAUUCCGUUUCGAUCGCAGGUGUCGACCCUUUCAAACAAGGCCUCGAGGGUGUCACCUACCUUGGCCUCGAGUGGGUUCUAAAUCCCAUUGUCCGCACCGACAUCGAUGUCGUCACCCUCCUCAACUCCGUUGGCGGCCAGUACUACUCCGAGCGCCGCGACGAGCUCGUGCAGGUGCUUGACAUCGACCUCACAUGGCGCAUGCAUGCCGUGUCUGAUGGUGAGAGGAGGAGAGUACAACUGGCAAUGGGUCUGCUUCGACCAUGGACGAUCCUUCUGCUGGACGAGAUCACCGUCGAUCUAGACUUGCUCUCGCGAUCGAACUUCUUGGCUUUCCUGAAGAAGGAGACCAACGAGCGCCCCUGUACCAUCGUAUACGCAACACACAUCCUGGACAAUCUCGCAACCUGGCCAACCCACCUCGUACACAUGUCGCUUGGCAAGGUCAAGAAGUGGGGCAGCGUGGACGACAUGGGCGUGAAGAACGACCCCGACUCCAGAGUUUUGUCUGGCAACAGCGAACUUGGUGAGCUUGUGCUCAACUGGUUGCAAGAGGACCUUGACGAGAGAGGUCCCAGGAACGGCAGGAAUGCUCCACGCUCCGAAGGCAAGACCUACCAGAACCUUGAGGGCAAGGGAGGGUACGGCGCAGAGAAGAAGGUUGAGAAAGAGUAGAGCAAAGACAUAGACGGAAGACGUAGAGGCGGAGGCCUGCUUCAACAACGCAGACCGCUGGAAUUCAACAGGCGUUCAGAGGCUUCUCAACGAUGAUACCCCAUCUCGUAUUUCAACAUCAAUACAUUUUUGAAUAUUAAUAGCAGUAAGAUCUACAUCGUACUUGGUUGCUUUUUUAUCGCUGCUGCAAGGUUUACGCUGGACUGAUGUACGGCUGAUAUCAACGCAGAAACGUCACCACACGCAAGGCUGCGAUCAGUUCAGGACAGGAGCUCGUGGUGCUUUUCUUUCUUACUCGCGCAAGUACAUCGCCCUCGAUUUGUGUUUACCUACGCGAAUCUUUUGGAACCAGAUCUCAACGUAUGUUCAUUAACCAGAAGUCGCGCACUCGUUGCGAGCCGGGGGACCAACUCUUCAUGUUUCAAAGCCACAAUUUUUG